Messenger RNA from Dicentrarchus labrax (European seabass), 1986 nucleotides. RefSeq names its product cilia and flagella associated protein 418 (gene cfap418). The record is from RefSeq and is a predicted model, not a curated record. Lineage: Eukaryota; Metazoa; Chordata; Actinopteri; Moronidae. The transcript is spliced from 6 exons. Gene Ontology annotation, cellular component: cytosol. The coding region runs from base 90 to 692 and encodes 200 amino acids.
GCAACGGCGAACGCUCCGGCUCCUGUGCUAGCCGCGGUCGCUGGAUUAGCCCCGGAGCUAGCAGGAGAGGUAGCAUAGAAAACCAGAACAUGGAGGACGACCUGGACGAGCUGCUGGACGAAGUGGAAAAAAAGUUUUGCAGCAACGUCUCUGUCGCCUCCUCAGAUCGCGGGGACUCGAACGAGGCGGGCAAACGCGGGAGUGCCACCAAACCUGAAGAGUCGGUGAGCAGCGUCACUGAGGACAUCGACGCCUUUCUGGAGGAGUUACUGGAGGAAGACUACAGUGAUUCCCCUCAAAUAAAGACUGAGCAGUCUCCUAAAGGAACACAGGUGGAGAAGAAGCUGUCGUCUCAGUCUGGAGGGAGAAAGUGCUGUCCUGUUUUCGUUGGCGGGAGCUCUGUCACAAAUGGUGUUGGAACGGCCACAUCCAAGAGGUCAUGUGACCAGUUGAGAUGUACUUCCUGUGACUUCCGGGUGCUGAUGUUCGAUGACUGCGAGUGGGACUCGUCCUGUGAUUACCUGUUCCUCAGGAACAACGUGCCGGACCGUCAGAAGCUCAGAGCCAAGCUGAAGAAGAGGAGAGGUUUACGGGCGUACGCCUGCCAGUGCAGCUGGUUCUCCACGUCAGAGCCGACAGACCUCAGGGACCAGCCUCAGCUCAGAUGGGUCUGUGGCAAACACCAGGACUGAUGUUCACUCCUCACUCAAAACACUCCCUCUGGACGAUGGGCCAAAGCAGAUCAUCACGGACAGAGACACUUCUGCUGCUUAUCGCUGUCCGUUCAUCUGUUUAGAGUUCUGUCUUUUACUCUUUAUCCAUCCAUCCACUUGACUUUGGAAUCCUUUCAGGGACGUCAAUAAGACACAAAAUCCAUCUCCAGCCAGAAAAAUCUGUAAUGAAAUGGAUCUUUAAGUGGAAAACCUUGGCGAGGUUUCCAUCCUGAAAGCCAGCUCUGGUUUUGUCUCUACCAACAUCUGUCUCUGGCUGCUGAAUGCUGUUCACCAGCCAGGCUCUCACUGUGUCUGUCUGCUGCUGAGCAGGUAAUGUACAGGUUUCAGUACAUGUGCAUCACAGCUGGGUUUAUUCGAGGUUAUUGUAUAUAAAACUCACUGACACUAGAACACCAGCAUCUCAGAACAGGCGCUGCUGCUGACCACUCAGAUAAUCUUACAACUCACUUCAAACUGGACCGAAACAAAAUAAAACUCAACCAAUCACCUGUGCUCGUCCUUUAGGCGAAAAUAGCUGCGAUGUGACGUUAGGUAAUAUCGCCAUCUCUCGCCACCAGACUCCAAAGACAAAAAUGUUAAUUUUACCUCGUGUAUUAUCGUGACUUCAUUCAAAGUUAUAUUAUGUUCUGAAUGUGUGUUAUAAUGAUAUAUGUUAAUGAACCAAAGUACGCUGCAGCAGUGAAGUUGUGGGCCGGAAAACCAAAAGCUGAGCUGAGGGGAACUGUAGUCAGGUGACUAUUUUCACAUCAUUUUAUUUAUAUAUAUAUAUAUAUAUAUAUAUAUAAAUAUGAUAUUAUUGAUUAGUGAAGCAAGAGAUCUAAAAUGUAUUGGGGAAUGAAUAUUUGAUAUCUCCAGCUGCCGCGGGUCGUUGUUGCAAAUGAGUUUUAUUGUUGAACUUUUACAUAAUACUAGCUUGCUCCAUAAUUAAAAUAUGGAUGUAAUUUCUAUAAAAAUCUGCUAUAAACUGUUUAUUAUUGUAUUUCCCAGCCUGAUUUUUUUUAUAUAUAUAAUUAUAAUUAUAUAUAUUAUAUGUGUUAUGUGAUGUUGAUGUCCUGGUUAAUUCUAUCCCAUCACUGUAGUCAGGUAUAAUUUCAGAUGGUAUUCAUGUUGUUUUCCAUGGUAACAGUCUGUAUGUUGUAUUUUAUCAAUUACUAACAAAUUAUCGAAUAUGGCAAACAGUUAAUUAGCAUAUUAGUCACCUGGACUCAUGCUGUGACUGACGAUGUGUUCAAUUAAAGCCGAACCAAAGCUG